AUGAAGGUCUUAGUAUUAUCACUUCUAUACUCCUUAGCAGUGGCAGUUGUCCCACCGCAUCCUAACGCCGAGUUUGACUCUUCGUUUCCACUAUACUCUCAUGACUCUCGGCGGCAAUUGAGAACAGAACAUCAGUACGAAGCACAACUAUUACAUCCUGAACUCUGUCGCUUUGAAGAUGACCGCACGUGUCAAGUCUUGGAUGAAACACUACAAAGACAAGCACGUCGGACUCUGGGCUCCAUCAAGAGCCGCGGAAGGCUAAAAGUUUUGGUAGUUCUCUUGCGGUUCGCGAACCACGAUACUCGAGAAGUUAUUGAAGCUUCGGACAUUGACAAGUUCUUCAAUGCCAAUGGUUUGGAUUCCACUCUUUACCCAACCGGAUCCAUCAAUACAUAUCUCAAGGUCAGCUCAUUCAAGUCCCUAACCAUUGAUGCGGACGUGAUUUCUUGGUUUCCAACAAACAAGACCGAACAAGAGUGUGCUGGAGGUACUUCCGGGCUCAAUCAAGAUUUCAAAUCAUGUUUUGCUCCGAUUCUAGACACUCUAGAUAGCUUCCAUGCCGAUCUGGAACAUGUAUUCAACUGGAACAAGUACGAUGAGGAUAAAAACGGAGUGGUUGAUAGUUUGAUUGUGAUGCAUUCUGGCUACGGAGCAGAAUACGGAGAUACUGAUCCCUUGGGGGCGGCUCCGCAAGAUAGAAUCUGGUCGCAUUCGAUGGGGCCGCCCGAAAAAAAUAUGUGGAAUUCGAUUCAUGGGGAAUAUUCGGUUGGGACAUACACUGUAGCUUCAGCCUUUCAUGGUCACAACGGAAAGAACAUCACCAAAAUUGGAGUGGUGCUUCAUGAAUUGCUCCAUACCCUUUCUCUUCCGCAUCUUUAUGAUGUGAGCCGGUCUGGUCGUGGUGGAGGCGUUGGUGCGUUCUCCAUCAUGUCCAAUCCAUGGGGACAAGGUGAUGAUGGCAGCUUUCCUGGCUCCCUCGACCCGUGGUCCAAAAUCCAACUUGGCUGGUUGACGCCAACAAGAAUCACAAAAAGUGAUUCCUAUUUGCUGAAACCAUCAGCAACAGAAAAUCAAGUCUACCUUAUUGACGACCCAUAUCCUCGCGGAGAGUACCUGCUGAUCGAGAAUCGACAGAAAACGCUUUAUGAUGCAAAGAUGUGGAAUGGAGCCGGUGGUGCAUUGAUCUGGCAUAUUGAUGAGGCCAAGAAUUCCAAUUCGGAAGCCGGAGGUCCCCAUCAAGAAGGUUGGCCCGAGAAUGGAAAACACUAUAAAGUAGCUCUUCUCCAAGCGGAUGGAUUGUACCAGUUGGAACAAGAUAUCAACGAUGGCCAGUGGGAUGAUUUCUUUACCUUCGGCAAGAAACUUGUUCCAGGGAGCGCAGGGGUGCACCCCAACACAGAUUCGUACCAAGGUGGCAACAUCAUUAGUAUCGGUAUCACAAUCGCUGAUUUCAAAGAGGAGGGUAAAAAUGUGAUGUUUACAGUCUCAGGAUACCCUCAAAUAGGCAUAAGCGACAAUCCAAUCAGUGAUUUUCAGAAAUGCUCUGUCAAUGUCAACAUUGGACAGUGUUCAAGCUUUCUCACCGCAGAUAUCCCACUGAUAGAAGAAGAUUGUGACUGUUACAAUUUUUGUGGGAAUGGUGCGAUUCAGGGAUGUUGCAAGUUUGGCGAACCUUGCCCAAUCACAUGUGAAUCUGGUGGACUCGUCGCAGGCUGCACCUUGGCGGUCGAAAAGCCAAACGAUCCUGAUGUUGACCUUGAUGAUGUGCCUGGGUUGGGAACUCCAGCAGAGAACCGGACACAUGAUGAUAGCUUGAGAUCUGGGGCUCAGUCUUUGAGAUGGCGAAAUCUCUUUGCGGCCCCGGUGCUUCUUCUGCUGGGAUCCUUAGCUUUUCAUGCUUAA
Molecule: messenger RNA, 1905 nt
Organism: Cylindrotheca closterium
Lineage: Eukaryota; Bacillariophyta; Bacillariophyceae; Bacillariales; Bacillariaceae
Source: the annotation of a GenBank genome assembly